Teleopsis dalmanni is the source of this 2404-nucleotide messenger RNA. Its product is annotated as cell surface glycoprotein 1-like. The record is from RefSeq and is a predicted model, not a curated record. NCBI's taxonomy places the organism in Eukaryota, Metazoa, Arthropoda, Insecta, Diptera, Diopsidae. The transcript has a single exon. The coding region runs from base 85 to 1890 and encodes 601 amino acids. Gene Ontology annotation, molecular function: chitin binding. Gene Ontology annotation, cellular component: extracellular region.
CAAGUUCGGAUCUUGUCUAAACGAAAUUUAUUUAAAAAGAAAAAACGAUACAACGAAUACGUGAACACAAAAAAAAAUUUUAAAAUGCAACGAUUAGUGAUAUUAUUACUGUGUGCAGUUGCCGUAACUGUAUCUGGUCGCGCUUUAAUCGAUGAUACAUGUAAGACAGCCGGUUUCUUUCCAUUGAUCGAUAAUACACCAGAAUUUUACGGUUGCUAUCAAAAUAAAGCCGGUGGUUUGACAAUUAAAUAUUUAACAUGUCGUCAGGGACAAGUUUUCAAUUCACAGAUUGGCUACUGUGUACCAGUGAAAAAUUAUGGUAACAAAUCUGAGAAUAACUUACACGCAGCUUCAGAUGGUUCAGAUAUUGAAAAUCCUACUAUACCAACAACAACGCCUAGUGAUAUUGAAAAUCCAACUGUGCCAACAACAACAUCAAAACCUGCAACUGGUACUACAGGUAAAUUUGAUGAAUCUACUCCAGUAGAUACAACUGCAGCUCCUGAUACAACUGAGGGGCCUGAGGAUACAACCGAAAACCCUGAAACGACAGAGGAACCAGAAACAACAGAAAAACCAGAAACUACAGAGGAACCAGAAACAACUGAGCAACCAGAAACAACUGAAGAUCCAGAAACAACUGAAGAUCCAGAAACAACAGAAGAUCCAGAAACAACAGAAGACCCAGAAACUACCGAAGAACCAGAUACCACUGAGAAACCAGAUACUACUGAGGAGCCAGAAACAACUGAAGAACCAGAAACAACAGAAGAACCAGAUACUACUGAGAAACCGGAUACCACUGAGAAACCAGAUACUACUGAGGAGCCAGAAACAACUGAAGAACCAGAAACAACAGAAAAACCAGAAACAACCGAAAAACCAGAUACUACUGAGAAACCGGACACCACUGAAGAACCAGAAACAACAGAAGAGCCAGGAACAACAGAAGAUAUAGAAACAACAGAAGAGCCAGAUACGACUGAGGAACCAGAAACAACAGAAAAACCGACUACAACAGAACCAGAAACAACAGAAGAUCCAGAAACAACAGAACCAGAAACAACUGAAAAACCAGAAACGACAGAAAAACCAGAAACAACAGAAGAAACAACAGAACAAACAACAGAAGAAACAACAGAAGAAACAACAGAAAAACCAACAGAAGAAACAACAGAAAAACCAACAGAAGAAACAACAGAAACACCAACAGAAAAAACAACAGAAGGACCAACAGAAGAAACAACAAAAGAAACAACAGACGAAACAACUGAAGAAACAACAGAAGAAACAACUGAAGAAACAACAGAAAAAACAACUGAAGAAACAACAGAAGAAACAGAGACAACAGCAGAUCCGAAAACAACUCCAGAUCCUAAACCCACAGAAACUACAGUUGAUCCAGCAACACCUACAGAAACCACAGUUACUGAUCCAUCAGGGUCAACUACUCCUAAGCCACUGAACUGUCCAACCGAAGGUUUUUUCCCUCAGAACGGGUCCUGCAAUAAAUUUAUAUAUUGCGCAUAUAUCAACAACACAUACACAGCAUAUGAAUUUACUUGUCCAGCUGGCCAGAACUAUAAUCCAGUAGAAGGUUUUUGUGAAUCUGCUUAUACGGGAUGUGACGCAGGAAACACGGAAGUAAAUUUAGUGCAUGAAUUGCAACGCGAUUAUAAUUGCUUAGUUGAAGGUGCCUUCCCCGAUUCUGAUAACUGCAAUAAAUACUAUAAAUGUUGGUGGAACGCAGAAGUAAAAGCAUAUGAGUACACAACUGAAAACUGUCCAUCUGGUGAAGUGUUCCAUCUAAUAACUGGUCAAUGUGCUCGUGAAGGGAUUUUGACAUGUUUGGGGCGCGCAGGUGGUUCGAAAUUUGGUGGAAAACUGUAAAUUACAUACCUAAUAUCAAGUCUUUAAAUUACGUAUACAAUAUGUAUAUACAAACACAUACUCGUAUAUAACGAAUUUAUUAUAUUACCUGAAAUAUACAUAAUUAAACUAAAUAAAUUAUUUAUUUUUAUAAAUUUAAAACGAAACGAAAUAUUAUUUGUUAAUUAUUGUCAAAAGAUAGCUGUUUAUUGGAUGCCUGAAUGGAGUUGCUUAGCCAAGUCUUGGUAGAAAUGUCUCAGUACAUUUACUGAAGCACUUGAAGCUGUCUUAACAUACGAGUAUUUGGUUGUAUAUUUUGAAUAACUGCAAUCAGUUUUCUCUACACGAGUACUUCAAAUUUAUACUUAAAUAAAAAAUUUGACGAAAUAAUUAUGAAGAUUAUCAACGAUUUGGACGUGAUUUCAGCGCAUUUAUUACGAUACGGCUUUGUUCCUCACUGCUGGCUGAAAUUAGUUUUCAUAAGAAUUUUAAUUGAUUUUAUCGUUGAUAUUAUUAAAAAAAACUAUAAACAAUA